Molecule: messenger RNA, 906 nt
Organism: Echinococcus granulosus
Lineage: Eukaryota; Metazoa; Platyhelminthes; Cestoda; Cyclophyllidea; Taeniidae
Product: IST1 protein
Exons: 4
Coding region: 1-906 (301 amino acids)
Biological process (GO): protein transport
Source: RefSeq, a predicted model, not a curated record
AUGUUUGCGCCGAAGUUCGAUCCCAACAAGUUGAAAACAAAUUUGCGCAUUUGUUCUGUUCGACUGAAGAAUCUGUACCAAAAGAAGAACGAGCUGAAUGUCCGUGCCCGAAGAGAACUGGCGGAGUACUUGAAAGCGAAGAAAAUAGACCGAGCUCGCAUUCGUGUGGAACAGAUCGUCCGUGAAGAUUAUUUGCUGGAAGUUCUGGAAAUCAUUGAGCUCUAUUGCGAGUUGCUCGUAACACGACUUGGUCUGAUUACCUCUACAGUAGAGUGCGAUCCAGGUCUGAAGGAAGCCAUAGCCACAAUUAUAUGGGUGGCUCCACGUUUGUCGUAUGAUUGUCAAGAGCUGGAAGUGCUCAAAACUCAAUUUGCGAUUAAGUAUGGUCGUGAGUUUGCUCAAGUUUGCUCGACUAACGCCAACCACAGCGUCAACCCGAAAGUUAUGCACAAGCUGAAUGUGAAAGCACCUCCAGCUAACCUGUGUGAGGCCUAUUUGGUUGAGAUUGCACGCAGUUAUGAGGUGGAGUUCACACCCGACAUGAACCUACUGAACAACGCGCAGUUGAUCGAUCUGGGUGAUGCGCCUGAGCUUCCAUCCUAUCAGUUGAUGUCGCAGGAUAUGCUGCAGCCCAGCAACAUUGCGGCAGCAGGUGGUGGUGGUGUUCCCUAUCCAACAGAUGAGUCAAAGGCGAACCUGAACGCUGCCUUACCUUCGCUUCCACCCGAUAGUGAGUCACCACCCCCUUAUUCCCACCCCGACAUUCCGUUUGAUAAGAAGCCCAAUAGUGAUGAUCAGAUGAAUAAGGAGAGCAAAGGAGGCGGUUCUACACUACCUCCCACAAACGAUGACGAUGACUUCGACGCUCUUUCUGCCCGGUUUAAUAAUCUGCGUAAAGAUAACUAA